Sphaerulina musiva SO2202 is the source of this 1470-nucleotide messenger RNA. RefSeq lists its product as uncharacterized. Bases 1 to 1470 code for a protein of 489 amino acids. Lineage: Eukaryota; Fungi; Ascomycota; Dothideomycetes; Mycosphaerellales; Mycosphaerellaceae. The transcript has 2 exons. The record is from RefSeq and is a predicted model, not a curated record.
AUGUCGUCCUACUUCACGCUGCCGUCGUUCGCGAGAGCAAAGAAGAACCAGGAAGAACUCGAGAAAACGAACCCAACACAACCGGUACUGAAGGAUGAGGACGAAAAGUUCUUGGAGCGGCACCUGUCACAGGACGAAGGCCCAAAGCCCGAUCUACCACCUCGACCCGCUGACGUCGCCAAGAUCAGCGAUGAAGGAGAAGUAAAGGACGCCACGCCAGCAGAGGCGAAAGCAGCAGAAGGCAAUAUUGUCGUGCCAGAGACACAGCCAAAGUCGGUGGAUGCGCCAGUCAAAAAGGAAGCGAGGAAGAGCUUUGAGCUGCCCAGUCAGGAGGAGGCAGAAGCGACGACGCGAGGCUGGAACUCAGCCGUAAAGCUGGAUGGCGACAAGGAUGCAGCUAGCACGCCUGAGAAGAAGACAUGGACCUCGUAUCUGCCAGCCAAACUCCAGCCUACGAAGAAAGAGGGUACAAGUGAAGAAGGGACCAUUGCAUCGCAGAAGGAUACCACAGGAGACGCUUCCGGAGGCCAAGAACGAACAUGGGGCGAGUAUGCCUCGAACCUCGUUCUCUCCAAUUCUCUUCCUUCCUGGCCCGAGUCCUGGACGUGGUCAAAGGACAAGGAUGCAACGCCCCAACCAGUCUACAACGAAGAUGGUACUAUCAACGAGGAGAAGACGAGAGAAAAAGAAGAAAGGGAGGUCUCUGUCCUGCUGGACAACCUCAACAUGUCAGCCAUCAACAACCGCGUGUUCGCCUUCAACCAAGAGACACAAAAGUUCUAUGGGCGCUUUGCGCAAGUGCUCAAGGAUACAAUCAACGGAGUUCCGACGGCCUAUGAUGACAUGGACAAGCUCAUGCGCGAGGCGGGACCGACUCUUGAAAAGCAAUUCAAGACCAUGCCUCCGUUCGUGCAAACGCUUGUGAAGAGCCUACCGGCCAAGAUUGGCACCACGCUUGCACCAGAAAUUAUGGCUGCAGCGAGUGCGAAGCCUGGUGCUGACAUGGAAGCCAAGAUGGCAGCCGAGGGCUCGUCGACAUCCAGCUCGAGCAAUGUUGAGAACAAUAACAAGAAGAAGAAAAAGCGUACGAUACCAGGUUUGAAGAAGCUGAUGAGUAAAGAAGGCGUCGUGGCAACCAUGUUGCGGAAUACCGUGACAUUCUUAACCACCCGGUUCCCCUUCCUCGCUUCCGCAACGAACGUCGUCCUCUCUCUGGCUGUAUUCAUCCUGAUGUUUGUCUUCUGGUAUUGUCAUAAACGCGGCAAAGAAGUCCGUCUGGCAAACGAGUCUUCUGCCGCCAGCAGCCAGAUUAUCGAAGAAGAGGAAGAAGAUGGAGACAUUGAGGUCUCCGCUUCCGAUAACGAGGAUGAUGCAACGACUCAGGCCGAGCUGGAGAAGACGCUGCAUCAGCCCGAACCCGCGCAGGUUCCAUUACCCAGAACGGAGUCUGAAUUACAGGAGAAGAAGUGA